This is a messenger RNA of Aureobasidium pullulans EXF-150, 1598 nucleotides long. RefSeq lists its product as uncharacterized. The transcript has a single exon. The record is from RefSeq and is a predicted model, not a curated record. Lineage: Eukaryota; Fungi; Ascomycota; Dothideomycetes; Dothideales; Saccotheciaceae. Bases 218 to 1231 code for a protein of 337 amino acids.
CUUGGAAGAUCGACACGACGCAGUUGCUUUUCAUCCCCGAAGCAGACGCAGCUUCAGUACGCGUCACCUCACCUUGUGUCAUGCAGCUGAAAGGUAUAUGAUUACUGCGCGACGCAGCGCAUUUUCAUCUCUUCUAUCCAAUUUUCGCGCAAAGAUUGCACUAUCAACAUCUGUCAGCUACUCUGCUCUAUUCCGCGCUCUUUGAUUCACCUCAAGUAUGCCUUUCGACCUCGAAAACAAGGUCAACGACGUCUAUCAAAAUUCAACGACAACCUUGAGAUGUGUCGAGCAAGGUCCUUUUGAGCUCUCUGCAAUUGUUCCGGAUGUCAGAAACCUCUCGGAGACUCUCAAAUUAUUGUUAGAUGCCUCGAGCCCGUCAAUUGCAUCAUUCGACAUGGCCACUAGGGACCAAGCAUCGGAGCUCUGGAGCGCCCUCGAAGCAUGCGACCGAAAUCUGUUCAACAUCCGAAGCAUUUGGAGUUCUUUCGCCGAACUCGACUGGUCAGAAAAAUCACAAUUCACGGCAGAAACAUUUUUCUCUACUGGUGGAUGUCGUUAUCUACAAGCAAAGCUCAUCAACUUCUCCACAACACUCAAAAGCCUGCUAGUCGGUUUCAAGGUCUCUUCGACAUCGCUGAACUGGCCACCAAGCAUCGAUGUGCUUGGACAGAUACAGGCAGAGCUUUUGGCGGAGGGAGUGGAAGUUGACCACCUGCAAGCACGACAUGAUGAGAUCAAAGCCUACGUCCGGUCGCUUGCUGUUGGUAAUGAGCCUCUGCACGUCGGUCACGAACCACAAAUAUCGAGCCCGCUGGUACCUAUGAUUGUAAUACCGGAGAGUCCAACCACAGCCACGGCUCCUCCACCGAGUCGACAUGUAACUAAUCUAGCAGAUCAAUUCUCUGCACUCUUCGAACCACGAGCGCUUCGCCGACCAUCUGUAGUUGGACUCAUCGCAACCAGCCCUACAAUAAGAACAUCGUCCAAGAAGUCAUUGAUCACGAGAACCGCAUCAGUCAAGCCGGUAACUCAUACUUUGCCACCAUCGCCUGCUCGGAAAGACUCUAUGGACCUCAACUCGUCGUUGAUCUCGCGAUUUUCGACCGCUGUGGCCAAUAUGGCCCUCUCAAAUCUUGGAGGCAAGUCUUACAGCAUACGACCGCCACCUCAGCGGUCUUCUUCUGCCGUCUUCCGAGGUCUUGGGAAUGAGGAAAGAGCGACUGGCGAAUGAAUUGGGCGCAAUGAUACAGCUUCACUGAUAGGUUCCCGAUCAAGAUCUCAGCCAAGCAAGACACUUGACUGCAUGUCGAUCAAAGGUCCAAUGUUUUGAAUCCUAGUCUAAUUGCCCAAGAAGAUGGCAAAGCGAGCGCUGCUCUUGAUGGGCAGGGAGCUGUUUGUCAAAGUGCUUUUAUUGAGUAGUCUGUUUCUGGGCUCUCGAUUUGCAUGUUAAUAAUAAUAAUUACAAAACCCUUUUAUAAACGCUGUCGAGAUGGGCUAGAAGACAAGCAACGAGAGAUACGCGAAGAAAGUAGAUGGAGCAUGGAUCGAUGUCCAGAUAGUUCUAUACAAUGAGCUCAAGCAUUCAGGGAGCCUCCAAC